Molecule: messenger RNA, 4020 nt
Organism: Trichechus manatus latirostris (Florida manatee)
Lineage: Eukaryota; Metazoa; Chordata; Mammalia; Sirenia; Trichechidae
Gene: NSL1
Product: NSL1 component of MIS12 kinetochore complex
Exons: 6
Coding region: 35-880 (281 amino acids)
Biological process (GO): mitotic sister chromatid segregation
Cellular component (GO): kinetochore; MIS12/MIND type complex
Source: RefSeq, a predicted model, not a curated record
CCCGGAGUCCCCGCCCACAGUUCAAAGUGGAAAAAUGGCGGGGGCGCCUGAGGGUCUGGUCUUCGUCUCUCCACCAGAUGAGGAGAUGGCGACCGGAGCAGACGACCCGGCCUCGGUCCCCGCUGCUCCCCGAGAGGACUUCCGGGUGCUCUGCACCUCGAAACGGGCGGUGACGGAAGUGCUAGAGCUGUGCGGGCGCUUCGUGCAGCAGCUCGGGGACGCGCUGCCGGAGAAGAUUCGGGAGCCCGCGCUGCGGGAUGCACAGUGGACUUUUGAAUCAGCUGUGCAAGAGAAUGUCAGCAUUAACGGGGGAGCGUGGCAGGAAGCUUCAGAGAAUUGUUCUAUGGAUUCUGACAUCAAAGUACUUGAAGAUCAAUUUGAUGAAAUCAUAGUAGAUAUAGCCAUGAAACGUAAGCAGUAUCCCAGAAAGAUCCUUGAAUGUGUCAUCAAAACCAUAAAAGCAAAACAGGAAAUUCUGAAGCAGUACCAGCCUGUCGUACAUCCACUGGACCUAAAAUAUGACCCCAAUCCAGCCUUUCGUAUGGAAAAUUUGAAAUGCAGAGGGGAAACAGUAACUCAGGAGAUCAGUGAAGCCAUGAAGUCUUUGCCCACGUUAAUUGAACAAGCAGACGGAUUUUCCCAAGUUUUAAAGAUGCAGCCUGUUAUUCAGCUCCAGAGGAUCCACCAAGAAGUCUUUUCCGGUUGCAGUAGGAAGACAGAUGUUAAACCCGAGAGUUUUAUAACACAAAUAGAAACCACACCAACAGAGACUGCUGGCAGGAAAAGCACUGACAUGGUACUGAGAAGAAAGAGAACGAAGGAGUGCCCCCAGAGAAGAUGGUAUCCAUUGCGGCCAAAGAGAAUCAACCUUGAUGCCUAGACUCCCUUUGUUUAUCUUGGGAGUUGAAAGUAGAUGCUAUCACGUAGAUUACAGCCUAGACAGGGCUUCACUGAAAACAAGAGAUAACUCUUCAGUGAUCCCUUUAUACAGAUACAGCUGCUCUGUGCUGGGAGGCCAUGUAAUACCGUAUUCCUUUCUUUACCAUUUCAUCUACAGUAUGUGAAAGGCAUUUCUUUAUUGGCACAAAGGCCAUCAUUGAGCAUUAAGGGUGCAAACUUUUGCUGUCCUUAAAUGCCACCAACUCUUGGCUACCUUGCAGCUUUUAUGGAAUUUCAUGAGUGAUGUAUUCUUUUGGGUUUCCCUGAUAUACGUGUUUCUCAAAAAAAGAGCUGUGUAACUGUUGUCUUUAUUUAAAGUGCUGAAAAGUAACCAUCACUUCUGCACAGCAGCAGAUGCAGUUUGGGUUUGUUUUUGUUUUAAGAUGUAAUUUGACUUAUCAAAUUAAUGUGCAGAUAACAAGACUGGCUUUGACUUUGUUACUCCAAGUUCAGCUAAUUUGGAUUUGUGGGGUUAAUUUUAGGAUUAUUUGUUUUUGUUUUGUCUUUUAAGACUUAAAAAGAAGAAUACUAGUAUUUGCGCAGGAAUUACUCUUACAAAUAAAAAUUGACGUGUAGCCAGUGUUUCCUGCCCACACUUUUGUUUUCCAAAGACCUUUUAACUUUUAAACAUAAUUUGACUUGAGACUUAACAGUUUCCUUUCAGGGUUUAUCAUUCCUUUUUUUUAGAGAAUUCCAGUUCUAAAAUAUAUAUAGGAUUACAUCAGCAAAUUGUCAUUGUGCAAUAAAUGUAUGCAAUCAUAUUGAACUAUUCCACAUUUAAAGAUGUUUAUACAUCAAGUAUAUAAUCAUUGGUAGAAGAAAUCUGAGAAAGCUGUAUCACCUAUACUUCUAGCAUUUAACAGUAGUUUAUUAUAGCUCUUGUGUCUUUUACUGACUAAUCAUGAGGCUGUAAAAUUUGUACUUGUCUUGCUGACUAUGUCUUGCUAAUCAUAAAUGUGUAAAUUGGACAGGAGAUCUAUCUCAGUGAAGGAAACUGUAAAGCUACUUCAUUACGUUGGAGAUCUGUAUAUUUGUACAUAGCAGUGUGUUUUUUAUUAAAAUAAUGCACAAAGACAUCUUGAUGCUGUGUAUUUUUAAGAGUUGCCGUAGGUAUUCUUGACCCAGCUUGAGGUGGAUGGUAGGUCACUACCUGCAUGUCAGAACACACUGAAAUGUCCCUGUUGAGCGGCUCCAGAGUAUUGCUGUUCUAGCACAUGCUAACUUUUCAUAGCGGUAAGAUUCUGUACGAUUUGUUUAGCCUCAAAAGCCCCCAAACAAAAGAGUAAUUUUAUUAGCUUUGAUAAGCUAAUAGUGAUACUGUUAUUAUACAAGGAAGCAGUGCAUACUGAGAUACAUAGUUGAAUGGUAUAAUGUCUAGGAUUCACUCUGAAAUACGGCAGCAAAGGAGGAAAAGACAUAGACUUAUAAGCGAAUGUGGCAAAAAUCUUGAUAAUGUUAAAUCUGGGGGUUGGAUAUAUUCUUUCUAUUUUUAUGUAUGUUUGGUAAAUUUUUUAAUUUUUAAAAAAGGUUUGUUGUUCUAUUGUAAAGACCCAGACAGCUGAGACUUGAAACCCUCUGAGAGCCCAAAGUUCCACUCCACAGUGAGAGCACAGUGUAAAUAGAAAAAGUACCACCAGGAAAGGCAGUGUGUUGAUGGUGUUAGCUGAGAGACACGACUCAUACCAGCGAUGAUGCGGGGCAAGUGCGUACUUCACAGAGGAGGAACUGUACUUCUGCAUCAGCCAGGAACUCGCUAGCUAAGAGAAUGGAAAGUAAAGACGUGUGUGGUCAUGGAACGUUGGAAAUGUUGAAGGAACAAAUAGAAAAUAAAAUUUUGACCUCCCUGUGGUAAAAACAAACACAAGGAAGUCCAAUCCAGUCCGAGGGAAGAGAGAACACAGUCAGAACAGCUAGUUUCUGAUCAGUGAAGGAACAUGCGUUUUGUGAACUUCAGCUGUUAGAGUCCUACCUUCUUACUUUUUACCGUGUCUGAGUAUCAUCUGAGCUCUUUUUUCUUAAUUUUUUGUGUUAUUUCCAUCCUUCCCCUUAUCUUCCACAUUUCAUUUGUUGUAGACAUACUGAAAUGUAAAAGAUAAAAUAUGCCUUGAAAUUCACUCUUGAGCAGUAACCAUCGUUACUAUUUUGACGUAUGAGUUUUAAAUGAUUUUUCCUUCGAGUAGACAACUAUGAAUAUCAAUAUAUAAUUAUAAAAGUAAGUAUAGGUUUGUGUUAAAUUUGUAGCCAUAUAGAGAUACACGCAUUCAAAUACACAUAUACAGAUACAAACAUUUAUAUAAAAUAAAUACAAUCGGAAACUAUAUGCACCUCAUAUAUAUGGACAGUCUUCCAUGUAAGUACAUAGAGAAUUCAUAGCUGUUCUGUGUUGUUUUGUUACUCCUGCCCAGGUAGCUGCUAACCUACUUGUCUCUAUGCAUUUGCUCGUUGUAGAUAUUUCAUACAAGUGGGACCAUACAAUAUUUGUCCUUUUGUGUCUGGCUUAUUUCACUUAGCAUAAUGUUUUCAAGGUUCAGCCAUGUUGUAGCACAUAUCAGAACCUCAUUUCUCUUUAAGGAUGAGUAAUAAUUCCAUUGUAUCGUAUGUACCACAGUGUUUCUCCAUCAGUUGAUGGACAUUUGGGUUAUUUCCACUUUGGGACUAUUACGAAUAAUGCUGCUAUGAAUAUUCAUGUGCAAGUUUUUGUCUGGACAUGUUUCCAAUUCUUGGCUAUUAUACGUAGGGGUGGAGUUGGCUGGUCAUAUGGUAAUUCUGUGUUUAAUAUUUUGAGGAUUUACCAAACUGUUUUCCAUAGCAGCUGCCCCAUUUUACAUUACCUCCAGCAAUGGAUGAGGGUUCCAAUUUCUCCAUGUCUUUGCCAACACUUAGUUACUGCCUGUCUUUUCGAUACAGCCAUGCCAGUGGGCGUGAAGUGGUAUCUCACUGUGGCUUUGAUUGGCGUUUUCGUGGUGGCUGAUGAUGUUAAACAUCUUUUCCUGUGCUUAUUGAGUGUUGGUGUAUCUUCUUUGGAGAAAUACCUAUUCAAAUCUUUUGCGCAUGUUUUAAUUGAGUUAUUUGUGUUUUUAU